AUAAAACCGAUACCAAAUGUCAACUUAGGACGAACAUGAACGUGUUUGUGUGUUCUCCUAAUUGCCACGAAUGGUGGCUUUGUAUCUUCUUGACUGAGGAGUGACCCUUUGUUGGGAAACGCUUAACCCUUCCUUUCGCACAUUCAUAUUCACAUCGCAACCAUGUCGACCGUCGUAUUGGAAACCUCGAUGGGAGAGAUCACCAUCGAACUGUACACAGAGCACGCGCCAAAGACAUGCAAGAACUUUUAUGAACUGGCUAGGAAAGGAUACUACAAUGAUGUUGUCUUUCAUCGCGUCAUCCCAGACUUCAUGAUCCAAGGCGGCGAUCCAACAGGCACUGGUCGUGGAGGCUCCUCCAUCUAUGGUGACAAGUUUGCAGACGAAUUUCACCCAGCACUCAAACACACAGGAGCAGGGAUCUUGAGUAUGGCCAACUCAGGACCGAACACAAACGGAUCACAAUUUUUCAUCACUCUGGCUCCCACGCCAUGGCUCGACAACAAACACACGAUCUUUGGAAGGGUUUCAGGUGGAAUCAAAGUUGUCAGCCGGAUGGGUCUUGUAGCAACAGAUGCAAGUGAUCGACCCAAGGAGGCUGUCAAGAUCAUUCGAGCUAGAGUCGAAUAGAGCAGGACAGAAAAGAGAGAGACAUGUGUCAUUCGCUACGCUUUUACCAUGUGCUGGACAAGGAUCUAUGCAAUAAAUUGGCGCACGUUCGAAACAUA
Gamsiella multidivaricata is the source of this 728-nucleotide messenger RNA. RefSeq names its product cyclophilin-like domain-containing protein. Gene Ontology annotation, cellular component: catalytic step 2 spliceosome. The coding region runs from base 163 to 630 and encodes 155 amino acids. Gene Ontology annotation, biological process: protein folding; protein peptidyl-prolyl isomerization. Lineage: Eukaryota; Fungi; Mortierellomycota; Mortierellomycetes; Mortierellales; Mortierellaceae. The record is from RefSeq and is a predicted model, not a curated record. Gene Ontology annotation, molecular function: peptidyl-prolyl cis-trans isomerase activity. The transcript has 6 exons.